CUUCACCUGAUGAGAUCAUAAGUUUAUAAAAAGCCUAUAACUCCGGUACAAACAUAUUUUAUAUACAUACAUCUGACACAGAAUGAGUAUUGCCAGAUCAAUACGAAGCAGCCGGCGGACCCAGGUACUUCAAGGAACCCCCGACAUUGGUCACUUCAUCUACUGCGUCAACUUCUACGACAAUGGACUGAAGGCGGUCCAGGAAGAGUUUGUGAAGAGGGUGAUUAGCGGGACACGACGGGCUGUUUUCGUGAUCGACUUGAAAAAGGAGAUAUUGGCCUCCACUCAGCACAACGAACGCUUUUCAAGGAGCAGGAAGACGUUAGGAUCGAUGAAGCCGGUGGAUCCCAUUUCCAUUACCUUGGCCGGCAUUGAGAGUUGCUUAGAAGAGUACGAAAGGGUAACCAAAACCAUCGAUGCUGAGGCGAACUUCGAUCUCUACAACUACUGGCAGAAGAACAUUCCAGCGCAGCUCAAGAACCUUACCUCGAAUCGCGCUAAGGGUAAGCCCGGUGAGACCAAAAGGGGUUCUAAUACCGCCAAACCCAAAACGGCCAAGGGAUCCGAGAAACUGCGUCUUGAGAAGCUCCAUUGCACUUCCGUCAACGCCAAGGAACACCACAAGGUGGGGAAGGGGGCCAAGGUGUUGCAUCAUGAGUACAUUAAGGAUAAUCCCGUGUACACCAAAAUGUUGAUCCUGAUCAUCGGUCAAAUGGACAACGAUUUCUACAGGACCCUGCUGUCCUAUGAGCAACCCCUCCGGGCUAUCAUCCAUUUCCUUCCGGAAGACAGUGCUUACGAUAUGCUGGUGCCACGGCCUCGUCGCGAACGAGAGCUUCAGGCGGCGGUGGCGACCAUCCAGCGGGACAUCCAUUCGUUGCGGAAACGGACUCCCGUGAAGCCGGUGGGAAUCUUUCAGCAGAAAUUGCCCCAGAUGUCUGCCUGCAUGGCGACCAAGUUUUCCAACGACAUCUUUGAUCAACUGAGCUGGUACAUGUACGACGUGGAGACGCUGAGGGACUGGUACCGACGCUAUUACGUUGAAUGCUACCAGGAGACUGACGUUAAGAUGGACCCGUCCCUUCAGUUGCAGGACGCUUUUCACGUUGUGGAGUCGCUUAGCAUUCAGGGUCACUACCUUAAGGCCCAGAUGCCGGCUGCCCGAGAUGAUGAUGGCACCGUCUACCUCUACGUGGAGUCCCUAAUGAGCACCUUCGGCAAUCCCCGCGAGCUAAUGACCGAGACGGAGGUCCUGCUGCUGGCCAAUCCGACGCCGGCGGUUCAGACCAGGGUUCUAGAUAAGGUCAAGGUGUACGCCAAUGCCUUCAAGAGUAUCGUAAAACUGCCCAAAAAUGAUCGGAUAUUCCUGGAGGAGUCCAAUGAUCUGCUGACCAGCCUGCUCUCGUACAUGGACCAGGGCCUGAUGCGGAACAUCUACCACGGCUGCCUGGAGUACAAUCUGAUGCGACGUUACUUCACCUCCGGCUAUAUUACCAAUGCUAUUAACGUACAACCCUACAACGGCGACCCGGAACCGAUCUAUCUGCCCAAGUACGCCCAGCUGUACCUCACGGAUGACUCGGUGACACAGAGACUCAUUCACCUGGUGAACGACUAUGACGAAUUUACCGUGGAGGAGGUGCGUCCGAAUGUCCAGCUCUACACCUUUCGUCGGGGCCUGAACGAGGUCUUCGAGCAGGAGAAACAGACAGUUAUCCCUACGCGACUUUGCUUCCGGGACUUUACCCUCUAUGAGAUGGAGCAGUUCCUGGAGGAUUUCGUCACUCCCCAGAAGUUUAGUGAAAUGCAGGAGAGCUUGACUUCAGCCAACAUGAGCCAGGCCACAGUGCUGAAUUCGGGGGAGCCCAUCUUCGUGAAAUGCAGCGAGGGCCCUGAUCGCGUUACCAUAGAUCCCAAUAUCUUUGUGCGGCCGAAGUCGAUCAAGGGCAAACAAAAGAAAGCUAAAGAACCUGUUGAUUCAUCGCGGGAAUUUGAUUCUGUGGCGGGUAACCGAAAACAUUCCACCACGGCCUCCAUGGCGAGGGGUGACACCCUGGGCUCAAAAGCUAUGCGGCCCUCUGCCUUUUUUGCGGAAGAAUUUAGGCCCACAAACUUAGGCGAUUCGAUUUAUCAAAGUGCAGGAUUGGGUCUAGAUCAUCCCAUGCUAAAGGGAUACAACUUGGAUGAUACCCGCCAGACGAUCAAGACCAAGACCUCGAGGUACUUCUUUGAGGAGGGCCGAGUCACCUUGUACGAGGAGAAGUGGAACUUUCGUCAAAUGAACAAGUGUCUGUCGCUCGAGGUGGGCGAUCAGCAUGUGCACUUCCGGAACCCAUCGCUCAAUGUCCUUGCCACCGACGCCUGUGUCCGCAUCGAGUCCAAGAAUGGGAUUAGCCUGCGGGCCAUGCCCAAGGAACUGGAGUGUGCCAAGGCGGUGCUUAACUAUCCCAACGGCCUCAGCACCUACUGCCACGACACCCAUGCGGAGCAUCUGUGGCAAUAUCAGGAGAAUGAACUAGACGAGAGUCGUCGUAUAUGCACCCCUUAUGGUUGUGUGAUUUCUUUCUACCAAAACACCGAUACUGUUGUAAUUAUGCGGUAUAAUGGCGAGGUUUAUUACCUUUACAGCUUGACAGAUGCGGAGAACGAGGAGGAGGAGGAACUGAACUCGGAGUUCAUCAACGCCUGCUCCACCCAGUCUACGUACAGCAGCUACAAGCCCAUUCCCACCGAUGACAAGAGCAAGUGCCACAAGAAGAAGCGCAGGGAGAGCACUCGUGUAGCUGCCGGAGCGGAAUCCAUUAUGCGGCCAUCCAUGCAGAGCAUGAUCUCCAAGCAGAGUGGAUCGAACGCGGGGGCGAGGAAGAAUCGUCUGGCCAAGAGCAAACAGUACGCCGCCCUGUUCGCCAGUGUUGAGUUCGAGCUGAACUUUCUUAACUUCAUCAUGGCUUUGUACAAGCUCAGUUACCGCCACCUGAAGCUGAUAACCACGCUGGGCAGCGUGGUGCAUGUGCAGCGGGAUGGGAAGAUCUGGUGUGGCAAGCCCUACCGGAACACAGAGUGGCACGACUACUACGUCAACGAAGCCUACUCGAUGCGAGACGACGGCGUCAAGAUGAUCUGGACUGUGGGCGAGCUACGAUGCUAUCACAGCGACGGUACCUGUAUCAAAUCGGGCACGGUCGAGGGCUGGGAUCCGGGCACGGAAAGGGAUGAUAUUGAUAUGGAAAUCACCUCUAGCAGCUCUCACAGGCACUCCAGUGUGGAAGAGGAGCAGGUGCAGUCGAGAGGCACCAUAUACAUCAAUGCUCCCGAUGGUCUACCCUUCGAUCAAUCGUUUGUCGAUUCCCAGACGAUUGAAACAGUGUCCCAGACUGCCCCAGAUAAGGUGCGCUCCAUCAGCGAAUGUCCGAUAGAGGAGGAGGAGGGGGAAGUCGUCUUUGACAUGAGUUAUAUAACAUAUAUGCCGAACACCUUUGCGAUGUUCCACAAAAUCUACUCCAGCAUCCAGUUCAACUUCAAUCACAUCACAAAAGUGGACCUUAACAUCGAGACCUCAGUCAGUACCUGUGACAAUAUGAAGCUGAGAAUAUUUAAGAGCUCCCUGCUGACCGAAAUUCCGAUUUCCAUAAGUGAUAGUGAGUUCAGGAACUAUACUGAUAUCCCACCGGAUAUGCCGUCGUCCAGUGCCGAUUCCGAUGAAUGGACGCGGAAGAAACGCUUUCUCUCCGAACCAGAUGCCCCGUCCAGCGAAUCACCCAUCGGAUCGGAGGAGCAGUUGCUGGAUGUGCCGGACAUUCUGGAUCGCACCUGUGUGGAGAUUGAAUGCAAUAAUCUGCUGGUGCAUGUGUUCGAGGAUCGGACCACCAUACAAACUCAGUUGAGGAAGUUUGGAUGCGAUGAGAACGCAAAGUGCGACUUAAUGGUGCGCGACAACAUUGUAUUGGAGGUUAAUUACUCAGAAAGCCUUUCCACUAUUUUCCGGAAAUGGAUUGAAGAGCUAACCAGUUUCAUCAAUUGUUUCUGCCCCAAAUGGCGCACUCUCUAUUUCCUGGAGAGUUUGGAUUCCCAAUGUCAAAAGAAAGGUUUCGAGUUGAUGAAAGCGGUCCCUCCUCUGGGAAAGUACAACUUUUGUGCUGGAAACUACUUUAUCGACGCACAUGAACUAAUUUCGGUGGAUAACAAGAUGAAAAACAACUACCCUUGGUUCAACGAGGAUCUGGUGAAGUUUCCCCGUUUCCCACUCUAUAAGAAGGCACCACCAACUGAGGAGUUUCCCUUGGUGCUAAAAGCAAAGAUAUUUGUGGAGAUACCAGCACAACUGGCCAAUACUGAUAGGAUAUAUCAGUUUGUGAAUGAAUUUGACAGGAUCAAGUUUAGGAAGCAGCGAUAUCGCUUCAAUGAGGCGGUGUUGUUCCAUCUGCAUCCUCGACUGCGUCUGUUGGUGCAGCAGGAAAUCAGCAAGCGAAGCUGGAAGAACCAUCACGAGGAGAUGCGGCGCAGGAAGUUCAUGGAGCAACAGCGUCUCAGCCUCUACUUGGCCAUGCUGAAGCACAAGGUGUAUCCAAACUACUUCCAGUUUAAGGACCAGUUCUACUCCCAUGUCCGUAACAUUGACUUCUUUAACUUUAUGACGGCCAAGUGCAAUGAAAAGGCCCAUCCCGAGGAGGUGGUGGUAGACCCCGUCGAGGAACCCACUUCGCCAACGUCGAAGGCCUCGACAAAAUACCGUAAGAAAUGUUACUGCCCCAAGUACGUAAAGUCAAUGGAAUAGGCAUUACACCAUGCACACUAUGUAAUAAAUUUUGUGAUUAUUUAAAAA
Drosophila ananassae is the source of this 4822-nucleotide messenger RNA. RefSeq lists its product as uncharacterized. The transcript has 8 exons. Bases 83 to 4774 code for a protein of 1563 amino acids. The record is from RefSeq and is a predicted model, not a curated record. NCBI's taxonomy places the organism in Eukaryota, Metazoa, Arthropoda, Insecta, Diptera, Drosophilidae.